AGGCGCGUUCUGUCCGGAGCCGGCAGAAUGCAGAGCUGUUCGUGCCAGCAGCACAGAGAACCUCGACUAGCCACAGCGCAGCGUUACCAUGAACGGCUCCAUCCCGCCGACAGAUACCCAUCCCAACUAUUUCACUUUCACGACCAGCUCUAGAACAGCCUGCGACCCGGAUCAACACUGCCUGACCGCAGAAUGCACGGGGGAAAGAGAGGGCUGGUGGCACCGCAGAACACUUUUUUGGAAAAUAUUGUCAGGCGGUCUAGUGAAACCAGCUUUCUCCUGGGCAAUGCGCAGAUUGUGGAGUGGCCUGUAGUGUACAGUAAUGACGGAUUCUGUAAGCUCUCUGGGUACCACAGGGCCGAAGUCAUGCAGAAGAGCAGCACUUGCAGUUUUAUGUACGGCGAGCUUACUGACAAGAAGACAAUAGAUAAGGUCAGGCGGACCUUUGAUAACUAUGAGUCCAAUUGCUUCGAAGUGCUGCUGUACAAGAAGAACAGGACUCCCAUCUGGCUGUACAUGCAGAUAGCGCCCAUCCGGAAUGAGAACGACAAGGUCGUCCUGUUCCUCUGCACCUUCAAGGACAUCACAGUCUUCAAGCAGCCCAUUGAGGAUGAGACCACCAAGGGAUGGACCAAGUUUGCGCGGCUGACGCGGGCACUGACCAACAGCCGCGGCACCCUACAGCAGCUCACGCCCAUGAACAGGGCGGAGGUCUGCCACAAGCCCUCACGCCUGGCCGAGGCUCUUCAGCUGGGCUCAGACAUCCUGCCCCAGUACAAGCAGGAGGCGCCCAAGACGCCCCCCCACAUCAUUCUGCACUACUGCGCCUUCAAGACCACCUGGGACUGGAUCAUCCUCAUCCUCACCUUCUACACGGCCAUCAUGGUGCCCUACAACGUGUCUUUCAAGACCAGGCAGAACAGCAUCGCCUGGCUGGUGGUAGACAGCGUGGUGGACGUCAUCUUCCUGGUGGACAUCGUACUCAACUUCCACACCACCUUCGUUGGGCCGGGAGGCGAGGUCAUCUCCGACCCCAAGCUGAUCCGCAUGAACUACCUGAAGACCUGGUUCGUCAUUGACCUGCUGUCCUGCCUGCCCUAUGACAUCAUCAAUGCCUUUGAGAAUGUGGACGAGGACUCCAUCUCGGACACCUUGUCUGUCGGGCAUCUGCGUGAGACAGCUAACUCCCCGAGAAACACCACCCGAUCGGAGGACUCAGUGCUCCCGGGUCUCAGCAGCCUCUUCAGCUCUCUGAAAGUGGUGCGGCUGUUGCGUCUGGGUCGGGUCGCCCGCAAGCUGGACCACUACCUGGAGUACGGCGCGGCGGUCCUGGUGCUGCUGGUGUGUGUUUUCGGCCUGGUGGCCCACUGGAUGGCCUGCAUCUGGUACAGCAUCGGAGACUACGAGGUCAUCGACGAGGCCACCAACACCCUCAAGACCGACAGCUGGCUCUACCAGCUGGCCGCCAGCAUCGGGGCGCCCUACCGCUACAACGCUAACGGCUCCGGCCAUUGGGAGGGGGGCCCCAGCAAGGACACUCUCUACAUCUCCUCCCUCUACUUCACCAUGACCAGCCUUACAACCAUCGGCUUUGGCAACAUUGCGCCCACCACUGACGGCGAGAAGAUCUUCUCCGUGGCGAUGAUGAUGGUCGGCUCGCUCCUGUAUGCAACCAUCUUCGGGAAUGUCACCACCAUCUUCCAGCAGAUGUACACCAACACCAACCGCUACCAUGAGAUGCUCAACAAUGUGCGGGACUUCCUCAAGCUCUACCAGGUCCCCAAGGGCUUGAGUGAGAGAGUGAUGGAUUAUAUUGUGUCCACUUGGGCCAUGUCCAAAGGCAUCGACACUGAGAGGGUGCUGUCCUUCUGUCCCAAAGACAUGCGGGCAGACAUCUGCGUCCACCUGAACCGCCAGGUGUUUAACGAGCACCCCGCCUUCCGGCUGGCCAGCGACGGCUGCCUGCGCUCACUGGCGGUGGAGUUCCAGACCAUCCACUGCGCCCCCGGCGACCUCGUCUUCCACGCCGGCGAGAGUGUGGACACCCUGUGCUUUGUGGUAUCGGGGUCACUGGAGGUCAUCCAGGACGAUGAAGUCACCGCCAUUCUGGGAAAGGGGGACGUCUUUGGAGAUGUCUUCUGGAAGGAGACGACCUUGGCGCACUCAUGUGCCAACGUGCGUGCGCUCACCUACUGCGACCUGCACAUCAUCAAGAGGGAGGCACUGCUGAAGGUGCUGGAGUUCUACACGGCCUUCGCCAACUCCUUUUCCCGCAACCUCAUCCUCACCUGCAGCCUGCGCAAACGGAUCGUCUUCCGGAAGAUUGCGGACGUGAAGAAGGAGGAGGAGGAGCGCCGUCAACAUAAGGACGAGGUGACGCUCUCCAUUCCGGUGGACCAUCCCGUCCGGAAGCUCUUCCAGAAGUUCAAGCAGCAGAAGGAGAUACGGACCCAGGGCCCCGCCCCCUCCAGUCGAUGCCAGAUGCGGUCGGAGCUCCACCACCUCCAGCUCCACCCGUGCUCGCUCCAGCCCAUGCAGAACGGCACGCCCGGCAACGGCGGCAGCAGCAGCGUGGUCACCGUCUCCCAGAACACGCCCAUCCAUAACUCGCUGGCCUACGUGCACACGGGCGAGAGCGCGGAGAGGCCCGCCCAGGACGCGAUGGAGCUCAAGCCCAGCACGGGCGGCAGAGACCCGAACUGCCUACGGGUCCACAGCCCGUCCCGACUCCGGCCCAGUCCCGGCCACAGCUGGGCCCGGCUCCAGGACGACGCCGCGGCCGGCGCCGCCGAAGAGACCAAGGAGGAGUGGGUGGACGUGUCGCAGGUGGAGUGCGUGGAGCUGCUCUCGGAUGACAGCAAGAGCCAGGAGGAGGGGAUCGGGGGCGGAGUCGGGGGCGGGGUGGAGGGCGGGGACGAGGAGAGCCUCCUGCACAAGACAGACUCCUGCGACAGCGGCAUAACCAAAAGCGACCUGCGGAUCGACGCGGCGGGCGAGGCGCGCAGCCCCCUGGGGGACCCCGGGGCCGCCCCGGCGGGGCCGCGCCCGCCCGCCCUCCACCCCGGCCUGGAGCAGGCGCUCCACGCCACCCUGCAGGACGCCAAGCUGGAGCUCAGGGCCGACAUCCAGACGCUGGGCGGGCGCAUGGCCGCCCUGGAGGCGCAGGUGGCCGAGAUCCUCCGGCUGCUCUCCGAGAAGAGGGCCCCGACCGAGGGCCAGGACCCGCCCCAGACCUCCACGCCCAAAACCAAAACCACGCGGCAGGACAUCUUCACCGUCUCCCGGCCCGUCACGCCCGAGUCCGAGAGACGCGGCGCAGAGCAGCUCUGAAGCCGGGACUCUUCCUUUUGGGUAUCCAUCCCUUUUCUUUCUUCCUUUCUUUAUAUCCUUCAUGUUUCCUUUCUUCUCCCACAGGACAAGACAAGGAAACGAGAAAAAAAAAAAAGUUUGCGAAAAGACACUGUAUGUUUUUUUUUCCUUGUAAGAUAUCUACCUGCAUGUCCAGCUGGAUUCUGGCCUGCCAAAGAAAUCUACUGACCAUAGUGUUUGCUUGUACAUUAUGCAGUUGACUGCAUGCAAAAAAAUGAUAAUAAUUUUCGAAAGAUUAUUUAUAGAUCUGCACAAUGUUAUCUCUAGGGAUUUGUAUUAUUCUAUUCAUAAAAUUCAGGUUUUGAGCAGGGGCGGUUUCACAGUGCCAGUCUCUUGUGAAUCUUCAGCUUAGCAAGUGCCCUUCCAUGCACUACAAAGAAGAGUAAAGUUAGGAGGGUGCAGGUGUUUCUCUGAACCCAGCUGCAGUGCUGAAACAGAGAGAUUUUCUGAGAUCACACCAUCCUAGUGUAGCAUGCCUGUGAGGAGAAGGAGCUCUCCAUGAACCCUGGCACUGGUGGUCUACAGCAGUCUGAGGGCAUUGAUGAUAGAGCCGAUGUUUACCGAUGUUUACUUUUCCAGGGCCUUUAGUUAAGUGCCACCCCCCUCUAAUGAGAUAUACAAUACAAAUCAUUAGUCUUUAUGGGGAAGUUGCCAGAUUUUACUUCAGAGCAGUUUUAUCACCGCUCUGUGGCAGAAGGCGCAUCCUUAUAAAAAUCCUCUCUUUUUGUGGGGUUUUUUUUUUUUGUGGAGAAGCAGCUUGGACUGUCAAGGUUUGGCCAUUGGGGAGAGCUUCACCAGAGGUGCACAGCCCUGCAUGAACACAGUUUCAGGGUACUGGUUUUCAGGGGACUCUCUAGCUUAAUGUGGCAUCAUGCUCGGUGCAUGCUAUGAAAGUGUUCCAUAUGUGUGAAGCUAAAUAAGAAAACAAUGUUUUGCUGUAACACUGCUGUUCACUUUAAGGGAGGGGGGGGGGGGAGUUUCUGAGUGUGACACCAGUGCUCUGUAACCAGUGAAUUCAUUCAUCACCUUUCAGUAAAUGGGAUCAAUUUUUUACCGGGGUCAAAAGAAUAGCGGUUAUAAUAUAAAGUACUAUGCCCAUGUAGCGAAUUUUGAUCUAGCAAUGCUGUAUUUUUCUCAAAAGUAAAAGGGGUUCUGACUUCACUUCAGAUUCUUUCAUAUAAGAUCAGUGUAAAUUUAAAUUUGAUUUCCCUGGCCUUUGGGUAAUACGUUGACAUAAAGGCCAAACAUCUGAGCAACGAUGGGCGUGUUCCUGGUGACGGAGAAAGGGUCAGAAAUGAAUGGGGUUCCAGCAAUGAAGAAAAUUAAAUUAACUAUGUAUCAAUCAUUUCUCCCAGUAGGAAAAUAGUUGGCAUCUUCCAUUUCAAUUCACAAAUUUCAAUUGUAAUUCACUUCAUGAACUGAAAAAUUCCAACAAUGUUCUAUAGGUGACCCUAAAUUUGCUAGACUGAAUGAAAGUGCAAGUAAUCGUAUAUUUUAUAUUUAGAAUUAGAUGACUAGUGUUAAAUGAUUUUGUGUCUUUAUGGUGAUAAGCACUGAGUCCUCCAAUUAGUCUCCGCCCCAUUCACCCCACCCCACCCAAAGGAGAAAGUGGAAGUGGAAGCAUGCCAGGCUGCGUGUGUGUGUGUGUGUGUGUGUGUGUGUGGGGUGGGGGGGCAAUGACCUGAAACAGGAAAUGGGAAAUGUCUGGAAUGCUGACAUACUUGAUUGGCUGUUCAGGAGGAAUUUGGAAGUACCUCAAUAGCUGUUGUUUCUUGAUUAUGGGACUCAAUCCAUGCCAUUGCAAACUAUGCAACCCCUUCAUUUUUCACUGAGUAAUCUGUUGAUGAAGUGGUGCAUUAUGGGUGAAUUAUUCCACUUGUCUUGUUGAACUGAACUUUUGAGUUCACAAGCAGACCAAUCAGAUUGUCAGAUAUAAUGUACAAAUAGUGUGCCGUAUCACCGUUUACAUUUCAUAUACUUCAUGUUUUGUAUUGUUAGUGCACGGAGAACCAGGGUGGUGGCUCCCGGUGCAAUAACUGAUAAUGCUCCCACUGGACAAGUAGAGAAAUAAAAGUCAUUCACAUAUUAACAUGUUUUUUCCCCCUGGAUUUGCAGCCUUUAUCCUGGCCUCCACAACAAAAUCAAUGUGGAAAUCGCCUUGAGAGUUGCUCUGAGAGAACCUGGUGUAAAAUAUUUCUUUGCACGAACCAGGCAUCCGUAAAUCAAUUUUCAUAAGUUAGGAACCUGAUUUCUGAUUGGUUACAGUAUGUCCAACUGAACAGUUUCCCUGGGGUUCAUUGGCAAAUACCUAUAAUAAAUAUUUCAGGAAGCUUCAAA
Molecule: messenger RNA, 5706 nt
Organism: Anguilla anguilla (European eel)
Lineage: Eukaryota; Metazoa; Chordata; Actinopteri; Anguilliformes; Anguillidae
Product: potassium voltage-gated channel subfamily H member 5-like
Biological process (GO): potassium ion transmembrane transport; regulation of membrane potential
Cellular component (GO): membrane
Molecular function (GO): voltage-gated potassium channel activity
Source: RefSeq, a predicted model, not a curated record